Messenger RNA from Miscanthus lutarioriparius, 447 nucleotides. Lineage: Eukaryota; Viridiplantae; Streptophyta; Magnoliopsida; Poales; Poaceae. The record is from the annotation of a GenBank genome assembly.
AUGCGGGUUUCUCUCGCUCUUGUCUUGCAGCGGGCGGCACGGGUUCGUGGUGGCGAUCACGGUGUGGAGGACAUCGGCAAGGGGCUUAUCAGAGAAGGCACGGGAUAUGUCACCUUCCCCGUCAAGUACCAGUGCGUUGUCUUCAGAUCCUUCAAGGGCGAAAUCCUCGAGGCUGUCGUCACCAUGGUGAACAAGAUGGGCUUCUUUGCGGAGGCUGGACCGGUGCAGAUCUUUGUGUCCAACCAUUUGAUUCUAGACGAUAUGGAGUUCCAGUCGGGAGAUGUGCCAAGCUACACAACUUCUGAUGGAUCAGUGAAAAUUCAAAAAGAGAGCGAGGUGCGGCUGAAGAUUAUUGGUACUCGUGUCGACGCUACAGAAACUUUUUGCAUUGGCACUAUAAAGGAUGACUUUCUGGGUGAUAUCAGUGAUCCUGGCGCAGCAGUGUAA